CCAUACAAAAUUACGGCUGUUGAGGGUAAGAGAGUGAAAUUACAAACCAUCUUAGGGAAAUGGUUAGGAACCAUGUACAGUAUGGCACACUUAAAACCAUUUAAAGAGCCACCAACAUUAGCUGCUGCAAGCACAUCAGAGGGAAAAAUCGGAACUGAAAUUGCAGUUAGUGACACUGAACCAGAAACACCCACAGAAGACUUUAGAAAAGUGGAUGGCACUGUAUCCCAUGACAGCACAGUGAAAAACAUAGAGGUCACAGCAAUGGAAGAAGAGAAGUAUGUAGGGCAAGAUGUUUCAAACAAUGAUUCAAGUGAUGCUGAUGACAAUUUUGAUGACAUGCUUGUGAAGGAGGUGGAAGACAAGCAAUGGAUUCUGAAAGUCAAAUUUAUAAUGAUCACCAAACACACAGAGAGACUGGAGGCCAAAGUGAGAAACAUAAAAGUGUAUGGCUCUUCCUUUCAUUGCCUGAAACCGAGAAGCUGGAUAAGUGAUGAGGUAUAUUUAAGUACCACUAAACAUGUAUUUGUUAAUGGGAUUGAUUCAUCAAAUAUUAUUGAAAUUGUGCCUUUUCUUUCAUCAUGUGUUGUAGGAGUCAGGUCAAGUGUGAUUCUUGCAUCUAUACCAUGCAUUACAGAAGGAACCAAUCAAGACUACCUGACUGAUGAGAAGAAAGAGUACAACUGCAAAAAAUGUGCAUAG
Molecule: messenger RNA, 702 nt
Organism: Caretta caretta (loggerhead turtle)
Lineage: Eukaryota; Metazoa; Chordata; Testudines; Cheloniidae
Source: RefSeq, a predicted model, not a curated record